AUGAGGGAAGCAGUAAGAAGCUUGAUACAGUGUGCUAGAAAGUGUGCAGCACAAAAUGAAUGCGACGGUCUUCAGUUACAUUCACUUCUCAAUACCUCAGCAGCGGGCACCUGUUUGAAAAACGAAGAAUGUGACGGAGGUAAUUUGACAGCUGAAUGUGUUUUUCUCAUGAGAUCAGAACUCAUAGAGGCUAAACAAUACCGAGAAAAUACUGUUAUUAUUGCCAAACAUGGGAGAAUUAAACCACAGAACUUAAAAGAAUGUUAUCCACCACCAACCAAACAAAUGUCACUACCAACUGCUACACCAACUACGACAAGUUCUGUGUGUAAAAUAGUUGGCGCAGUUUUCAUCAGUAUGCUAAAAGAAAUAUGGUUGUUUUCUGACCUUUGGUUGUACAUCUACAGUUCAUCUGAUGCGUUAGGUAUAGAAGAUUUUAGAAGAAGACCAAUUAAGGAAAGGUUUGCCGAUCUACCAGGUCCAGUUACAGCCGGAUAUUCUAAGGACAAACGAGUUUAUUUAAUUGUAGGUUCCAGUGUAUUUACAUACUCAUCUUUAUGGCAUGCAAGUUCAAUUAAAAGAGAAACUGUGUAUGAACACUUUCGUCCUGAUGUGCCAAAUAGAAUAGAUGGUUUGAUCGUCAACGGUUCGUCCACUCAUAUAUUUUCAAGGAAUUACGUUUAUGAUGCAUCUAAUGAUCAUAUGGUCAUCAGACCAUUCCGCAGUAGGAACAGGUAUAACCCAUAUAGAUCAACGUACAAAAAUAUCCAACCAAAACGUAUAGAUGCUGUCACCGGAAUUGGUCCAUAUACUUUUCUCUUCAUUAGUAAGCAAAAUUACUAUUUGUUUAAGAUAAGCACCUUGAAGAAAGAUAAACACGCAGGUCUUUGGAUUAAAGGAAAACAAGAUCUUAAAUGUUAA
This is a messenger RNA of Mytilus trossulus (common blue mussel), 921 nucleotides long. RefSeq lists its product as uncharacterized. The record is from RefSeq and is a predicted model, not a curated record. Bases 1 to 921 code for a protein of 306 amino acids. Lineage: Eukaryota; Metazoa; Mollusca; Bivalvia; Mytilida; Mytilidae. The transcript has 4 exons.